Molecule: messenger RNA, 2790 nt
Organism: Dentiscutata heterogama
Lineage: Eukaryota; Fungi; Glomeromycota; Glomeromycetes; Diversisporales; Gigasporaceae
Source: the annotation of a GenBank genome assembly
AUGCUACGAAAUCUUUGGAAAAAGCGAGUUUAUCUUAAAUGUCUAGUUCCUUCGUUAUUUGUAGUAUUUUGUUUUUUAAUAAUACUUUCUGAUGCUAAAAUUAUAACAAAUUCGUAUUAUGAAAAUGGAUCAAUAAUGGUAACCCAAGUUGAUACUUAUUCUGAUAAUACAAUUUUAGUAUUACUUAAAUCUAGUAUAGAAUCAUGCGCAGACAAUACAUUAUACUUUCGUAUAAUUUCUACAGACGGAACUGUGACCAAAUAUGAUUAUUACAAUAAUACUAUACCUUCGAAUAAUUUUUGUACACCCACAACAAUUUAUACAAAUGGAACCGGUAUUAUUAUAUUACCAUCAAGAACUUUUGGGUCGUAUGGUGAUAAUAUCGUUAUUUAUGCACUAUCUAAGCCAUUAAUCCUUGUAACAUAUUAUUGCAAUUAUCCUACGCAAUCCUAUCAAAGGUGUGGAAUUAUAGUAGAUUGGUUCUCUAAAAGUGUUCGAGGAGAUGUGAUUAUAUUUAGUAAAACUUGUACAGUUAUCCAAAUAAUUAAAAGCUAUAAGGGCGGUGGAUUUUUGUACACAUGUUACGAUAAAACAACCAACAUUUUAACUUGGACACCAUAUAUAUUGAAUACAAAUGGUUCAGUCACGGAAAGAUCAAGUGGCCAAACCAGCGAAAUUUCUCAGAUUUCCAAUAUGACACAAUUUUCAAAAUAUAUCAACAUUUUUCCUAUUGAGAAUGAUGAUUACGGAUUAGCUUACACUAAAAUUGUGCCCCAGUCUGGACUAGGGAUAACAAGUUCAACAACUAAAUGGUCACUUUACGUAAUGUGGAUUUCCAGCAAAGACUCUUCGAUGACAGGAGAUGUAUCUAUAUAUGAUUCACAGCCCGGUACAAAUACUAUUGAUUAUAAUUUGUACCAAUGUUCUGUUGCACAUGAUGCAAUUGGAUACAACUGCUUAGUAUAUACUAAACGAACUGAUAAAACUGUAUACGUCGUUAUUAACUUUUGGAUAUCUGGCAAUGUCAAUAAGACGUAUGAAAUUAGUGUAAAUUUACCUGCUCCGUAUACUACAUAUAAUGUGAUAGAUUCCGAAUUUUUAAGCUAUGGAGGUUAUAUUUUUAUUACUAAGAGCUCUACAAACACUAGUGAAGCUGGCAGUAUCAAAGGGUUUAUAUAUUACGAUAAUGGAACUCUAUAUGGUCCUUGGGACAUCCCUGAUUUUACAUCCAAUAAUGGAGCGUUUGGUUCAGUCGUCAGUCUUUUACCAGCUCCGAACACAGUCGUUACGCCACCAGUUUCAAUGAUUGGCUUAAUGUACACUAUUCCAGUUAGUAAAUCCACCGGAAGUUUCAAAAUCUGGGAAGUAAACAUCUCUGGAGAUGAUGACAUUUUACGUGGCCAAAUUCCAGCCUCUGAUGUUAGAGUUAAAAUUGACAAUACAAAUGUAACUGUAAGCCUGUUACCAGGCUAUACAACGAGUGGUAAUAAGAAAUAUUACAUUACGGUAGAUGAUGACGCAAUAAAAUAUGCUGCGGCUGAUCAAAAUAUUAAUGGUAUCGACAGAUUAAUAUGGAAUUUUUCUACAUCUGCGGCUACUGAUUUCUCUUCGGGUAAUUAUAAAAUUUUAAAUACUUAUUUCUUGCACCUUCUUGCAAGAAAAUUUGUCUGUGGUGCAUCUACUAUCAUUCGUCUAACCUCCGACGGAACUAAACAAUACGUAAAUUUAUCACCAAAUGAUCAUUCUACAUUUGCCAAAAAUUUGGGUAAUGAAAUUGCCACGGCUCUUGAAUGUGAUUCCUCGCGUAUUAUAAUAUCGACACAUUAUCAAUACAGUAAUUUUAAUAAUUCUGGCGAUCAAAUUUUUAUGCGUGUUAAUAUCGCGCAAGGCCGUCAAGAACUGGAUAGAAGUGCAUCUUACCUUGCUAAUGAUUUAAAUGAAAUGAUCACGUACAAGUCUAUUUCACCAAUUUCCACUGGUACCACCUCUAAAUACAUUGAUCAAUAUAAUGGUGCUUGGCCAUUACCAAACCUAUGGGGUAGAUACAAAUCUACCCUUAUUUGCAUUAUUGUUGGAUUUGUCCUAUUGUGUGCUUUAUGGUACCUAGCGCAUCUUAAGCAUUACAAGGACGAAGUUGCAAAAGAGAGAAUACAGCAAUUUGCAGUAUUCAACUUCCUGGUCACCAUUGUGCCUAUGCUAAUAUUGAUAGAUCUCGUAUUAGAUGUAUUAUUUAUUACUUUUCACGGAAAGGAUGAAAAAUGGAUUUUGCCUUUCAGUAUUAUUUUCUUGGCGGUUCCUAUCGGUUUCUCCGCUAUAUUUACAUCCAUAAUUAUUAAUCGCGAGCUCAAAGAGAAUGAACAGUAUAGAAAAUGGUGGAUGAAGCAUAGUUGCAUUGCGAAGGUUUUAACACUUUUGUCUGUAAUCGAUAGCGAAGCUUUGAACGUGGCAUCUUCACAUGCUUUUAUUGUUUCACUAAAUGCAUCUUAUUCACGAGAAGCAUACUACCGGAUUUUCUAUGCUUCCGUUUUUGUUAUGGUUAUCGAAGACGUACCUCAAUUUAUACUUUUGGUAAUUUAUCAAAAAGUUACUAUCAUCCCAGCCAUCCUUCCGAUUAUAACACUUUCCUCAUGCAUAAUCCUAAUAAUUGUCAGAGUCAUAUCAACGAUAUAUAUGAUGUUCCACUGUGAACAAGAUUAUCUACUCGAUAGUGAAAAAGUGGGAGAAGGCAUUAGGAAAUCGGAAAAGUCACAGCUCCAGUAUGGUCAGGAUAAAGUGUUGAAUGGAGGUUGA